Molecule: messenger RNA, 1248 nt
Organism: Punctularia strigosozonata HHB-11173 SS5
Lineage: Eukaryota; Fungi; Basidiomycota; Agaricomycetes; Corticiales; Punctulariaceae
Exons: 3
Coding region: 1-1248 (415 amino acids)
Source: RefSeq, a predicted model, not a curated record
AUGCGUGCCGCAGCCAUAAUCAUGACAUCGACCGGAUCCGGUCACUCGAGUCUUGCCAGCAUCGCCGUAAAGGGUCUCGCUCACGCUGCGCCGGAGAUCGUUCAUUUUGGCGACGACAUCUUCAAUGAUAUCUUCGACACCGGAAACGAGGACGUAAGCCAGACGCAGGCAUCCGCUGAUACCGACGCCACGGAGGAUGCAAGCCAAACGCAGUCCUCCCCCGAUGCCGACCCCACGAAUUCAGCUUCUGUUUCCAGGCGGUCGCUCGCGCUCACGAGUGUCAACCGAUUCCCAGUCAAGGCGGCGUCAAUAAUCGCAGCCGGCGGAUCUGAGCUCGUCACAGCCGCGCCGACAGUGACCGCUACUACACUGGCGGCCUCCAGUCCAUUAAGCACCAGCAUAUUCUUGGGCGUGCUCCCCCCGGAAAUCCAAACCUUGACACCUGAGGAGGCCCAGCGCAUAGCCAGUUUUUUCGAGUCAGAAUUCCCGACAUCCUCCGUUACCCGCAGUGCUCAGCAAACUGCUCCAACGCUUAUUCGUCCGAUAGAGACUCGCCACCUUCGCAACCUGGCGUCUCGUUCUCCAGGGAUAGGGACUGUCUUCAAAGAUGGUCUGGAGAUCGUACCUGACCUGGUUGAUGCCGGAAAGAGCAUCGUGGACAAGUUGGAGGGAUCGUCUUCGAAUGACGAUCGAGACGACGACCAGCCGACGUCUGCUACUGAUGACCAGCCCACAUCCGCUACCGACAACCAGCCUACCUCCGACGAACAAUCGGCACCUGCUACCGACGAUGGCCAGGACGACGCCCAGCCAGUCGGCUCCGUCGCACCUCAACCACCAGUUCACCCUGGUGUCGUCGGCACACGGAGGAGCCACGUUCUAACGGAGAGGCAGGCCGUCCAAAUCGCAGAGGCGGCGGGAACCCUUUUGCCGGGCUUGAUUCACAGCAUCGCGGACGGCAAUGCGGAAGCCGAUGUCAAGGAAGGCUUCGAUAAGCUGAAGUCCAUUCUUCGCUUCCGCGUCGAGUCUGAUCGCGUAAACUCGGCCCUUGGCAGCCGGGAGCUCCCAACCGAUGAGGAACUCGAUGGCACGCUGCGAAGCAAAUAUAACAUCUACGUGACUAACUACGGCACGUCUGUGGCGUGCGAUGAAUUCGACGACGCGGUCCUUGUGCAUUCUCUUCCAGUCCUCAAUUUCUUCCGUAAUAGAGCUCUCAAGGUCUUCCACCACCGGAAGAAUAUUGCCUAA